Molecule: messenger RNA, 1161 nt
Organism: Cornus florida
Lineage: Eukaryota; Viridiplantae; Streptophyta; Magnoliopsida; Cornales; Cornaceae
Exons: 1
Coding region: 1-1161 (386 amino acids)
Biological process (GO): regulation of DNA-templated transcription; chloroplast organization
Cellular component (GO): chloroplast
Molecular function (GO): double-stranded DNA binding
Source: RefSeq, a predicted model, not a curated record
AUGUUUAAUUUCAUAUUCAAAACUUUGCCUUAUUUGAGGUGUGUGGUUGUAUCAACGUCACCACCUCAGAAACUGCAUUUUCUUCAACACUACCCAUUAUCAUCAUCAUCUCUCAAAUCCGUAUCUGGCACUUCAAAUCAACACUCAUUCACAGUCGAUUACCUUAUCAAAUCAUGUGGGUUUCCUCCGGAAAAGGCUCUCUCAGCCUCCAAGUACAUGAACUUCGAAACCCCAGACAAACCAAACCUUGUUCUCACAUUCUUCAGCAACCAUGGUUUCACCGAAACCCAGAUCUCAGUUAUUAUGAGAAAACUCCCAUUGAUACUCUGGUCCGAUCCCCUGAAAACCCUUUUGCCGAAAAUCGAAUUUUUCCACUCUAAAGGCGUUUCAACCCAAGACAUUGCCAAAAUACUGACUGCAAGACCAGAAAUUUUGAAAACAAGUUUGGAAAAUAAAAUAAUCCCAUCAUACAAUUUCUUCAAGAAGUUGCUCAAGUCUGAAGAAAAAACAAUUGCAGCUAUAAGACGCUUUGCUGACCUGUUGUUGCAUGAUGUUCACAUAUAUGCGGCACCCAAUAUUGAAGCUAUGAGAGAAACCGGUGUGCCCGAAUCCAAUAUUGUGGCAUUCUUGACGAAUCAACCUAGAGCUUUCAUGACUAGUAAGGAUAGGUUUAAGGAGAUUGUGGAGGAAGUAAAGAAAAUGGGUUUUAACCCUGUGAGGAGGACCUUUUUUUUAGCAGUUCAGGCACUGAGGGCAAUGAGUAAAUCAACUUGGGAAAAGAAGGUGGAGGUUUAUAAGAAGUGGGGUUUGUCUGAAGAGGAGAUUUUGGUGGCUUUUCAGAAGCAUCCAGGGUGUAUGUUGGCAUCAGAGGAUAAGAUUAUGGGGUUAAUGAAUUUUUUUGUCAAUAAAAUGGGUUGGGAGUCUUCGUUUUUUGCGAGGCGGCCAGUGCUUAUUUGCUUGAGCAUGGAGAGGAGGAUCAUUCCGAGGUGUUUGGUUUAUCAAAUUCUGUUGUCGAAAGGUUUGCUUAAGAAGAAAUUUAGCUUGUAUAAAAUGUUGGAGUCUCCUGAAAGUUACUUCCUAAAGAAUUAUGUGAAAAACUACGAGGAAGAAGCUCCUGUGCUUUUGAAGUUAUAUCAGGAGAAGUUGAAUCUUUCAAUGUAA